Molecule: messenger RNA, 1052 nt
Organism: Chenopodium quinoa (quinoa)
Lineage: Eukaryota; Viridiplantae; Streptophyta; Magnoliopsida; Caryophyllales; Amaranthaceae
Exons: 3
Coding region: 1-681 (226 amino acids)
Biological process (GO): rRNA base methylation
Cellular component (GO): cytoplasm
Molecular function (GO): rRNA (uridine-N3-)-methyltransferase activity
Source: RefSeq, a predicted model, not a curated record
AUGGGCAGUGAAAGUGAUAAUAUAUUGUUGGAAAAACAAUUGGUGAUGUAUGAUGAACCCGAGAAAGAAAAAUGGAUACAGCAUUACAGCAGCAGGCAUAGGAUACUGCUGGUUGGUGAGGGUGACUUUUCAUUCGCGGCUUGCUUGGCUACAGCCUUUGGGAAUGCCACUAGUAUGAUCGCUACUUCCCUCGAUUCUCAAGAUAUGUUGGUAAACAAGUAUGCAGAUGCAAACAGCAACCUUGAUCUUCUCAAGGAGAAGGGUUGUGUCCUGUUGCACAGAGUAGAUGCACUUACAAUGAGCGAACAUCCCGUGUUGCAAAAACAAGUUUUCGAUAGAAUUGUCUUCAAUUUUCCACAUACAUUACUCCUACUUCGCGAGCAUUAUGCCGCCCAAAUCAAGCUUCACCAAGAACUAGUAGUGGGUUUUUUCAAGAGUGCGUACAAGAUGGUGGCAGAAAAUGGAGAGGUACACGUUACUCACAAGACCGCUCAUCCAUUUGAUCAAUGGAAUAUCGAAGAGCUUGCCAGUGAAGCAGGCCUAUACUUGGUUGAUGAAGUUAGCUUCUACCAGUGGAAUUACCCAGGGUAUCAUAACAAGAGAGGAGAUGGACAUGUAUGUAGAUGUGAUGCGUCUUUCCCCAUAGGUGCAUGCUCUACGUUCAAGUUUGCCAAACUUUGAUGUGGAUCCAGUGAAACGUGUCGUAGUUGUUAGCUUAAUUUGUAUUCAAAGUGUGAAGCUGCUCACACAAUCAUCAAUCGAAUGGGAUGUAACCUUCUAAUUCUCAGAAUGAAAAUUAGCAAUUGUGGUAUUUUGUUGCCUGUAUUUUUCAACUUAAACAUAUGAUGGUGUAAGUAAAUUUCAUUAGGUUCAUACAUGUUCGUUUUUGUUAGUUGUCUUUGUAUUGUGAAGGGAAGGAAUAGAAUGGAAUCAACUCAUCGAUCAAAUAAUCAAAAUUAUUCACCAAAUGUAAUGAAGCUUGAGGUGGUAGAGUAGUGGCAUCGCUCCUCACGUUAUGGGACUUAUUUGAGGGAUUUUCCUGAUCUCUUCCC